GUCCAUCUUGAAUGAGAACACCAAAAUACAGCGUCUGAGAAACAGGAAAUCUAGAACAACCUACUGACAUGGGUUCAUACUUAAGUGGUUUCUGUUAUGUAAAACUAAAAAUACAGAACGACAUACAGCCUGAACAUUUCGAAUACAGCGUUACUCUAUGGAAUUUACCGAAACAGCCAUUGAUUCGUCUUCUGGAGCACGCUGCAGAUGAGGAUCCACAUUUUAAAUUUACAGCAACUUAUUUUGAUGGUAAAGGUUAUUUUAUUGAUGCGAUCAAUGGUUUGGCCGGUGAAUGGGAUCCCGACAAGACCUAUUGGGAAAUUUUGGAUUCUGAUUUGAAACAGAUACCAGUAGGUGCAAGUAGUUAUAAACCUUGCAAUGGCGAAGUGGUGACUUUUAACUUUAAAAAAGAGACAGACAAUAAAUGUCCAUAACCCAUGCUCAUAUAUGAUACGCAGACUACAAAGAUAUUGAUUUGUAAUUUAUAACUUAUUUUCUUGAUUCUUUAUAUAGUUUGAUUAUAUUAUAUUAUCUCCUAUAUGAUAACCUGCAAAUGACUUUUCUAUUAAUUCAUAAGAUGAAGUAGUUAUAAACCUAGCAAUAACAAAGUGGUGACUUACAAGAAGCACACAAUAAAUGUCGAUAACCCAUGCUCAUAUAUGAUACGCAGACUACAAAGAUAUUGAUUUGUAAUUUAUAACCUAUUUUCUUGAUUCCUUAAAAUUUUUUAUUAUAUUAUAUUAUUUCCUACGUGAUAACCUGUAAAUGACUUUUCUAUUAAUUCAUAAGAUCAAGUAGUUAUAAACCUAGUAAUGACAAAGUGGUGACUUACAAGAAGCACACAAUAAAUGUCGAUAACCCAUGCUCAUAUAUGAUACGCAGACAAAGAUAUUGAUUUGUAAUUGAUAAAUUUUCUUGAUUCUUUUAAUAGUUUUAUUAUAUUAUAUUAUCUCCUACAUGAUAACCUGCAAAUGACUUCGCUAGUAGUAUUAAAAAUUUUUCAGGUUU
Molecule: messenger RNA, 1008 nt
Organism: Lottia gigantea (owl limpet)
Lineage: Eukaryota; Metazoa; Mollusca; Gastropoda; Lottiidae
Exons: 5
Coding region: 69-434 (121 amino acids)
Biological process (GO): cobalamin transport
Molecular function (GO): cobalamin binding
Source: RefSeq, a predicted model, not a curated record